AUGAUGAACAAGCUUGUUGGACGUAUCGCCACCCUCCGUGUUGGCCGUGCGCUUCCCCUCUCUUUCCGCUCUGUGGUCAGAGGCUACGCCUCCUUCGACCGUUCCAAGCCCCACGUCAACGUCGGUACCAUCGGUCACGUUGACCACGGUAAAACCACCUUGACUGCUGCCAUCACCAAGGUCCUUGCUGGCCAAGGUGGUGCCAACUUCUUGGACUACGGUUCCAUCGACAAGGCUCCAGAAGAGAGAGCUCGUGGUAUCACCAUCUCCACCGCCCACGUUGAGUACGAGACCAAGAACAGACAUUACGCCCACGUUGACUGUCCUGGUCACGCUGAUUACAUUAAGAACAUGAUUACCGGUGCCGCCCAAAUGGACGGUGCCAUCAUUGUCGUUGCUGCUACUGACGGUCAGAUGCCUCAAACCAGAGAGCACUUGUUGUUGGCCAGACAGGUUGGUGUGCAACAGUUGGUUGUUUUCGUGAACAAGGUCGACACCAUUGACGACCCUGAGAUGUUGGAAUUGGUCGAGAUGGAAAUGCGUGAAUUGUUGUCUGAGUACGGCUUCGACGGUGAUGAGACUCCUGUCAUCAUGGGUUCUGCUUUGUGCGCCUUGGAGGGCAGAGAGCCAGAGAUCGGUGAGCAAGCCAUCAUGAAGUUGUUGGACGCUGUUGAUGAGUACAUUCCUACCCCUGUCAGAGACUUGGAGCAGCCAUUCUUGAUGCCUGUUGAGAGUGUUUUUUCCAUCUCUGGUAGAGGUACUGUUGUCACUGGUAGAGUCGAGAGAGGUGCCUUGAAGAAGGGUGAGGAGAUCGAGAUUGUUGGUGACUUCGAGAAGCCAUUCAAGACCACCGUCACUGGUAUUGAGAUGUUCAAGAAGGAGUUGGACGCCGCUGUUGCCGGUGACAACGCUGGUAUUUUGUUGAGAGGUGUCAAGAGAGACGAGGUCCACCGUGGUAUGGUCAUGGCCAAGCCAGGUACCGUCACCUCGCACAAGAAACUUUUGGCUUCUGUUUACAUUUUGUCCAAGGAUGAGGGUGGUCGUCACUCUCCAUUCGGUGAGAACUACAAGCCUCAAUUGUUCUUCAGAACUACCGAUGUUACUGGUACCAUGAGAUUCCCAGAUGGUGCUGACCACUCUGCCAUGGUUUCCCCGGGUGACAACGUUGAGAUGGAGAUUGAGUUGGUCAAGAAGACCCCAGUUGAGCUCAACCAACGUUUCAACCUUAGAGAGGGUGGUAAGACUGUCGGUACCGGUAUGGUGACCAGAAUCAUCGAGUAA
Australozyma saopauloensis is the source of this 1281-nucleotide messenger RNA. It is a transcript of the gene TUF1, whose product is annotated as translation elongation factor Tu. Bases 1 to 1281 code for a protein of 426 amino acids. Gene Ontology annotation, cellular component: mitochondrion. Lineage: Eukaryota; Fungi; Ascomycota; Pichiomycetes; Serinales; Metschnikowiaceae. The transcript has a single exon. Gene Ontology annotation, molecular function: translation elongation factor activity; GTPase activity; GTP binding. The record is from RefSeq and is a predicted model, not a curated record. Gene Ontology annotation, biological process: mitochondrial translational elongation.